CCGAAGGUCUCCGUUUUCUACGCCCUGGUGUGCUUUUCAUUCACCCUCAUUCCGAAAAUAUAUACUCGGUAUUUCUCACUCUCUUUUUUCUGGAAAGUCGCGAUUGCAUACGCGUCGAUAAUUGUAAAAAGAGUCAUAAUAUUAUAAAGAAAAAUAAAACUAUAAAUACAAUGUUUGGACCAGGAGCAGCGCCAAUUGUGGUUCUGAGUCAGAAUACGAAGCGAGAUACCGGCAGAAAAGUGCAGAGAGAGAACAUUUUAGCGGCCAAGGCAAUUGCUGAUGUCAUUAGAACAUGUCUGGGUCCACAAGCUAUGCUAAAGAUGUUGAUGGAUCCAAUGGGUGGCAUUGUAAUGACAAACGAUGGAAAUGCGAUCCUGCGUGAAAUCACUGUUCAACAUCCUGCUGGAAAAUCUAUGAUAGAAAUUGCCAGGACUCAAGAUGAGGAAGUGGGAGAUGGUACCACGUCAGUCAUUGUUCUGUCGGGUGAGAUCUUGGGCUCUGCUGAACCAUUUUUGGAACAAAACAUGCAUCCUACUGUCAUCAUAAGAGCAUAUCGUCAGGCCUUGGAAGAUAUGGUCACAAUUCUUGAGCAGAUCAGUAUUGAUUUAGAUUGCAAUGAUAAAAAGAAAUUAAUUCAGGUGAUAAACUCCUGUAUAGGCACUAAAUUUAUCAGACGCUGGUCCGAAUUAGCUUGCCAGAUUGCUUUGGACGCCGUUUAUACGGUAAUGCUUGAAGAAAAUGGCAGAAGAGAGAUUGACAUCAAACGUUAUGCCAAGGUAGAAAAAAUACCGGGUGGUACAAUAGAAGACAGUGCCGUCUUGAAAGGUGUAAUGAUUAAUAAGGAUGUGACACAUCCAAAAAUGAGACGUUACAUCAAGAAUCCGAGAAUAGUAUUGCUGGAUUGUCCAUUGGAAUACAAAAAAGGCGAAUCUCAGACGAAUAUAGAAAUAAUGAAGGAUACCGAUUUUACGAAGAUCCUAGAGUUAGAAGAGGAACAUGUAAAGAAGAUUUGCGAAGAUAUUAUCUCAGUGAAACCGGAUGUCGUGAUAACAGAAAAAGGUGUAUCUGAUCUCGCUCAGCAUUACCUUGUUAAAGCCGGCAUAUCCGCAAUACGCAGGCUACGAAAAAGCGAUAUUAAUAGAAUCGCUCGUGCUUGCGGUGCUACCGUCGUGAAUCGUACAGAGGAAUUAAAGGAAGAGGAUGUUGGCACGGGUGCUGGUCUCUUCGAGAUCAAGAAACUCGGCGAUGAUUAUUUCUGUUUUAUCACAGAGUGCAAGGAUCCUAAAGCUUGUACCAUUAUUCUAAGAGGAGCCAGCAAAGAUGUCUUGAACGAAACUGAAAGAAAUUUACAAGAUGCGCUGCAUGUUGCCAGAAAUCUUCUCAUCGAUCCGAAACUCGUACCAGGUGGCGGAGCAGUAGAAAUGGCUGUAUCGCGGUUGUUAACAGAGAAAGCAGCCGGUCUUGCCGGUGUGGAACAAUGGCCAUACAAAGCAAUUGCACAGGCUUUAGAAAUCAUCCCCAGGACUCUCGCGCAAAAUUGCGGUGCAAAUACCAUUAGAACUCUAACAGCAUUGCGUGCGAAACAUGCGACGGAAGGAACCACUUGGGGCAUUGAUGGGGAAACGGGUAAAUUGGUUGAUAUGAAGGAAUAUGGUAUAUGGGAGCCGUUGUCUGUAAAAUUACAGACAUAUAAAACGGCAAUCGAGACUGCUAUCCUGUUACUAAGAAUCGACGAUAUCGUCUCUGGACUCAAAAAGAAGAAAAAUGAAAAUGAAACUGCUCAGCCGAGUCAAGUCACGGAGGAGUCUAUGAAGGAAUAAGUAUUUUCGAUAUCUAUGGUGGAAGCCUAAUCGUUUUGCGUCUAUUUUAAGAUUCAAGUAUUUUGCAUUCUCGCAGGUUCGUCUAUUGAAUUUCUAUCUCCCUUUUGUGUAUGCAUUACAUUAAAAAUAAGUUAUCUAGAAUCGUAAAAAGAUUUUUAUUUACA
Messenger RNA from Camponotus floridanus (Florida carpenter ant), 1984 nucleotides. RefSeq names its product T-complex protein 1 subunit gamma (gene CCT3). Lineage: Eukaryota; Metazoa; Arthropoda; Insecta; Hymenoptera; Formicidae. The transcript is spliced from 4 exons. The coding region runs from base 171 to 1820 and encodes 549 amino acids. The record is from RefSeq and is a predicted model, not a curated record. Gene Ontology annotation, molecular function: ATP hydrolysis activity; ATP-dependent protein folding chaperone; ATP binding. Gene Ontology annotation, biological process: protein folding. Gene Ontology annotation, cellular component: chaperonin-containing T-complex.